Molecule: messenger RNA, 1728 nt
Organism: Bacidia gigantensis
Lineage: Eukaryota; Fungi; Ascomycota; Lecanoromycetes; Lecanorales; Ramalinaceae
Exons: 2
Coding region: 1-1728 (575 amino acids)
Biological process (GO): peroxisome inheritance
Cellular component (GO): extrinsic component of intraperoxisomal membrane
Source: RefSeq, a predicted model, not a curated record
AUGGCUUUGGCUUCCGCUCCAUCAACCCCAGAUCGAGGGCUCCACCCUUUUCAGAUCCGUCGGGCGUUUACAGCACCCAUCAAAGGGUCCAAAAGACCCUCGCUGCCGGCAGAAGCAGAGGCCCAGGGUGCAGAAACCUUAUUCGAACAUACUGCUGCAAAAAUCGUCUCCUUCAAUACGUCUGGUAGUUCAGGCCGUCAAUUUUCUGCGGCCAGUCACGCAUGGUCGCAAGGCAAUGAAGAACCUCCAGAUUCCCUUCCGUGGGCCAGUCUGACUGAGAGAACGAUUGCCGCAGGCAAUGUCUAUCGCGUUCUCGGCUCCGUUGCAUUCCUCCGCUCUGGGUCCACACUUCACCCAAUCCUCGCCAAAUCCCAAUGUUGGUGCGUUGAUGGCGUUUCGAAAUUUGUUCUACGAAUCAGAGCUUACAGCUACUACCGCAUUGAGCUUCCUUUCUCAAAUGACGAGGAGGGAAAGCAGGUUGAGGAUUUCAAGAUCGUGCUUGACAAGGUGCUGCAAUACGAGAAGACCCCAUGUCCCUUCAAAAGAAGUUUUACGGUUGAUUUGCCCGAAGCUCCCGAGACUCCUGUGAAAAUGAUUCCGUGGACGCCAAAGCGCAGGUUUGAGGCUCGGCAAACCAGUCUUUCUCAGACUCCAGAGCUAGAGACGCAUGGUCACGACGCAAGGCAAACUCCUCCAGAUCUCGCCACAAGGCCACCGUGGAAACCCGAGGAAGGUCCUAUCCAUCACAGUCCUCCUAUCAAGGUUGCGGACUACCCCCUGGAGGGUUCUGAUGCAAGCCGUAGAAAUAGCGAGAUUGAUAAUCUAGAAUCGGAAACAGCUGGCGUAGACGUCCUAGUUCAGCAAAAUCUUUUGGAGCAGAUGCAUAGCAACAUCAAGAAGCCAGUGCGUCCGGCUACUCUUUCGGUUGGACGCGUAGCUACCGCGCCGCCGCAAUUGUUCUUACAGACAAGACCUUGCUCGUCGAUUCACAACGACGUUUCCAGCGCUAAAGCAACAGUUGAAAAGAGUACGUCUGAUUCCUCAUCCAGCGUGGAUUCAUUUUGUUCCUUUCGUAGCCCUGAGUCUCCCUCGACGCCAUCCCCUUCUGCUUAUGAGUCUUCGGAGGGUGGUUUGCAUGUCUCACGAACCCGUGGCCACGAACAGAAUCACCCUGAAACCACAACCUUACCUAGAGAUCGUUGGGAUCUAAAUGAAGCGUCUCCUGAAACGCCAAUCUGUAGUCGCACUACAUCUACCUCAACUAAAGAUGAUACCUUACUACCCGAGUUCACUACUGACUCCCUUACACGCUCACCACCUGGUCUGCGCGUACGACAGCAUUUCCUGAGGCGUCGCACACAAUCUCCGCUUCCGCCUUCGGCAAAUCUUUACGUUCCGUAUUCUCCGAAGGACAGCAUUUCGGGCAACCACCUCACAACUGCGAUUCUACAGCGAACUUGCUCACUUUUGCUUGGACCUCCUGUGCAUCUCGUGGCAUUGAUGUUGAGAAUAGCAAAGCGAAUUACGCAUGGUGCACUUCAAGGCUACGCAUUUGGGCAUGGAGAGCGUGGCGAGAAGAUCCCUUGUUCAUGGGAUUUUUCCAGUGACGCAAGCGAGGGAGGCGAGGACUGCUUCGACGAGGAUGAUUAUGGUACCAGCCUUGACAAAUCAGUCUCUGGUGAUUCAGUCAGAUUGCAGACCGCAGGCGGAAGCUGGGAGAUCGACUGA